Molecule: messenger RNA, 995 nt
Organism: Hippoglossus stenolepis (Pacific halibut)
Lineage: Eukaryota; Metazoa; Chordata; Actinopteri; Pleuronectiformes; Pleuronectidae
Product: lysozyme C, milk isozyme
Exons: 5
Coding region: 100-741 (213 amino acids)
Source: RefSeq, a predicted model, not a curated record
GUCGCCUGGAAAUGAGAAAAGAUGUUUUCAGGUGGACGGAUCGUUUUCCUGCCUCCACCCCAUCAACCUCCUCACAGCUCGGAAACCUGAACCCAGGUGAUGGGAGUUUCCGGGCGCCAGGGGAGCGGCCUUUAUCCCAGCACAACAAAAGACGCAGGUUCCUCUGUGGUUUGUCAGCUCUGCAGACACACACACACCAGGCGUCCUCUCAGAGACGACAGCGGAGUGAAGAUGAAGGAGCUGCUGGUGUUUCUGCUGGUCGGCUGUGGUCUGGCCCAAUGCACCAUCCUGACCAAGUGUCAACUGAAGGAACAACUGGAGGAGGCGAUCGACCACCUGGGAAAUCCAGGUCUGGGAGACAGCCUGGAGAUGCAGGCCAGAAUCGUCUGUUAUGUGGCGCUGACCUCUGGAUUCAACACCAGUGCGGUGAAGGAGAAGAAGGUCGACAGCACAACCUGGACGUUAUACGGGAUCUUCCAGCUCAGCGAUCACCUGAUCUGCAGCGACGGCAAAACUCCAUCUCUCAACAAAUGUAGUAAAAGCUGCACGGACUUGCUCGACAGCGACAUAAGCGAUGACAUCGACUGUUUGUUGGAGACCUUGAUCGACCUCAUUAAACUGGGAUUCCUGGCGCCGCACUGGGAGGAGGUGGGAAUGAUGGCCAAAAUGAUCCUCCUCCACCGGGAGUGCAUAGAAAAGAAACCCAGCGAUUACUUCUCUGAGUGUCGCUCAGCAAACUGAUUCAUCACCAAUACAAAGAAAAACAUGUUUCACUAAUUGCAGCACUUUUUUGUCUAUGAUAAUAUUGGAAUGUAAAGUAUAACAAGUAGAAUAAACAGUGAAUCCUGCUGUUUGUCUGGAAACGUUUGUAAGAAAAUACCGACAGGAGAUUUUAAUAAAUCUUUACUGAGCGAGUGAGGACGAGUGUGCAGGUGUGUGUGUUCUUCCUGCUGCGUGUGUGUAAAACAAAAAUAAAAUCUGCUUCUGAAAUGUCA